Messenger RNA from Oncorhynchus mykiss (rainbow trout), 3584 nucleotides. RefSeq names its product serine/threonine-protein kinase Sgk1. The record is from RefSeq and is a predicted model, not a curated record. Gene Ontology annotation, biological process: protein phosphorylation. Gene Ontology annotation, molecular function: protein serine/threonine kinase activity; ATP binding. Lineage: Eukaryota; Metazoa; Chordata; Actinopteri; Salmoniformes; Salmonidae.
CUUGUUGAUAAGGAUGGAUCUUAACAGCAUAUUUCACUUUUUUGUUCUUUCUAUGAAACGUUUCUGCUAACAUCUGAGAUAGUUUUGCUGUUGCUAUGACCUCUAUGCUAUACCUCUGUCCUGGAUCCACUAUUGUUUUAUUAACUUGGGUAUUAACAUGAACAUCGAUUGAUUGGGGAUUAAACGAAUACUUCUGACCCGAGAAUCUAUUUGAAAAAGAUGCGUGUUGCAUAAUGCGAACAGCUGUUAGGCAAAGGUAGCAGAACAUAUAUUCCAGCCGAGUGAUAUUGUCUCGUCAAUGUCACUCGAAAUUACUGUUUUUUUUUCUUCCAGCUUUAAUCUGAAGGAUAAACUUUCUCUGUCUCUGCCCUGGCCUAGGAUUGAAGGCAUGACCGAGGAAAGUAAAUGAUUUAGGCGAGAUACCAGGUGAAGUCGUUAUGAAACCUUCCCAAACUGAGACAGACAGCCAGCGUUGGAAAUAUUCCGUUAUGUAAAUGUGCAUAACAGCACUCUGUCCCUCCUCAAAACAAAAGAACGGUUCAUUACAUUUCAUUAGUUAGUUGUUAUAUCAUCACAAUGUUGGUGUUUUGUGCUUAAGACCCAGAACAAUCAAUGUCCUAUUUAUUUGACACCCGGCGGUUUUUUCUCCUCCUUUGCCCUUUCCCGUUGGGUUCGUGAUCUGAAUGUAGGAGAGCUUGUAUUUUUCCAGCGGCUUGUCUUGGCAUUUGUCCGCUCAACCCUCCUCCUCCUCCCAGCCCUCUCCGCUAACGCCGCUCCUCCCUAGUCUUUUGUAGGCUAUAUCAGGGAACAUGCGUCACCGGGAGACACUUUUAUCGAAGUUGUAUUAAGAAUUGUCCAGAGAGUGAAGUUGACAUGACCAGAAGGACCGGAAGGAUAUCACUUUCUUUCUCACUGAUACACCGGGCAGCUCCACGGUACAGGCUACAGGUUCCUCACUUGUCAUUCUGUCUCGCGCGUUUCCUUGCGUGUGUGUGUGUGUGUCCAGGGACAACUUUCAAUUAUUCACACUUAACACAGAGCUUUCAUGAAACAGAGAAGAAUGGGGCUGAAUGACUUCAUUCAGAGGCUGGCCACGAGUAACUCAUUCACCUGCAAACAUCCUGAGGUUCAGUCCAUCGCCAACUUGGCUCCCCAACAACAGGAGGCUGAGCUAAUGAAUGCAAACCCCUCUCCUCCUCCCAGUCCCUCCCAGCAGAUGAACCUGGGCCCGUCCUCCAACCCCACAGCCAAGCCCAGUGACUUCCACUUCCUGAAGGUGAUAGGGAAGGGUAGCUUCGGGAAGGUCCUCCUAGCCAGGCACCGAACAGACGACCAGUUCUACGCUGUUAAGGUGCUGCAGAAGAAAGCCAUCCUGAAGAAGAAAGAGGAGAAGCACAUCAUGUCAGAGAGGAAUGUCCUGUUGAAGAACAUUAAACACCCCUUCCUAGUGGGACUACACUACUCCUUCCAGACAGCUGAUAAACUCUACUUUGUGCUGGACUACAUUAACGGAGGAGAGUUGUUCUACCAUCUCCAGAGGGAGAGACGUUUCUUAGAGCCCCGGGCCAGGUUCUAUACAGCGGAGAUCUCCAGUGCCCUGGGCUACCUCCACUCUCUAAACAUCGUGUACAGAGACCUGAAGCCUGAGAAUAUUCUACUGGACUCUCAAGGACACAUCAUACUCACGGACUUCGGCCUCUGCAAGGAGAACAUAGAACAGAACGGAACCACGUCGACGUUCUGUGGAACACCAGAGUACCUAGCUCCAGAAGUGUUACACAAGCAGCCAUACGACAGGACGGUCGACUGGUGGUGUUUAGGAGCCGUGCUUUAUGAGAUGCUGUAUGGCCUGCCUCCGUUCUACAGUCGUAACACAGCAGAGAUGUACGACAACAUCCUGAACAAGCCCCUGCAGCUCAAACCCAACAUCUCUAACGCUGCCAAGCACAUACUGGAGGGACUGCUGCAGAAAGAUCGCACACAACGACUGGGACACAGCCACGACUUCGAGGAGAUCAAGAACCACAUGUUCUUCUCCCCCAUCAACUGGGAUGACCUGAACGCUAAGAAGCUCACCCCCCCUUUCAAUCCAAACGUGACGGGCCCUAACGACCUUCGCCACUUUGACACGGAGUUCACAGACGAACCCGUCCCCUCAUCCAUUGGCUGUUCCCCUGACUCCUCCCUCAUCACUGCCAGCAUCAAGGAGGCAGCCGAGGCCUUCCUAGGGUUCAGCUACGCUCCUUCCAUGGACUCAUACCUGUAGGCCAGAACUCUAGAGGGCAUCCUAUAGACUCAUGAUAGACCAGAACCCUAGAGGGCAUCCUAUAGACUCACGAUAGACCAAAACCAUAGACUCCUAUAGACUCAUGAUAGACCAGAACCAUAGACUCCUAUAGACUCAUGAUAGACCAGAACCAUAGACUCCAAUAGACUCAUGAUAGACCAGAACCAUAUACUCCCAUAGACUCCCAUUGACUCCCAUAGACUGCUAUAGACUCCUGGCUAUACACCUCCAUGAAUUAUUACCUAUGGGACACAUCAUAGACAUUCCUAUGAAUUUACUAACUAGGACGGACUCCCCAUGUCACCAUGUCAGACUCACUACACACAACCUCUUCCCUCUCCAUGAUGGACUUGUACCCCCCUCAGACCCCACCCAAAUCCUAACCCAGAGUGGAGGUUAUUUUACACGUCUCAGGCAGCUUUACGCACCCCGCACCCCCCACCCCCCUUUCCUCCUCCCGACACCCCUCUCUCUCCAUCACACUCGUCCAUUCUGACUCGUCCUGUCCCCCACUGAUGGCUCAUGGCUGUGGGUGGAUCUCUAUGGGUCUGUCCCAAAUGGCACCAUGUUCCGUAGUGAACCACUUGUGACAUCCUCACACACCGCUCCUCAUGGGUUAAAUCCGUUGCCACGGCGAUGACACACGAUUGGUUUGUUUGUCUUUGUCAGUGAGAAUGGAUUGGUUGUGUGGUGGUCCAUGGGAGGUGCACCACCAUAGAGACCGCACAGGAUUGGUUGUCUGGAGGUUGGUGAGAGUGACGGCACAGGAUUGGUUCCCUUGUAGUCAGUGGGAGUGUCUGAAUGAGGCAGUAUCACACUGUUGUCCCUGAUUGGUUGGUCUGUCAUGACAUGACCUGCUCACGGAUUCCGACGCUGAAACGUCUCGACAGGUUCUGUUGUCUCUUCACCCCGGAUCACGUCAACUGAAACGGGACUUAGAGGAUGAUUCAUUUAUUCAUUUAAUGAUGAUUGGUUAAUUGAUUGAUUGAUUGAUUGUGGUGAGGAAGAAAGCGAAGCUGCUAGUAUCUACGGUUCUGUAUCUAAGUUCUGUUUUAAAGAACCUGGACCGAUACAAAGAGGGCAUGGAUCGCAUCCCAAAUGGCACCCUAUUUGCCAUAUAUAGUGCAUUACUUUGGGAUACAGAUGUGAUGGACAGAAUGCUUUGUGGUGUUGAGAUCCGUCCGGUCCCCUAGACCCUACUCCCUACCCCCUACUCCCUACCCCCUACCCCCUACCCCCUACUCCCUACCCCCUACCCCCUACCCCCUACUCCCUACCCCCUACUCCCUACUCCCUA